CAGCACCACCGAAUCUCGCGCUCAUUGUAUCGCUGGUUGUUGUUGCCGUCGUCGUAAUCAUCGCCAUUGUGGUCGGCUUCGUGUUCUGGAGACGAAGGUCGGUACAGCGUCAAGGCAAGGGCGAGCAAGACCGCCCGGGAUUUUCGAUUGCCUACAAAGAACCGGACGGUCCCAUUGCUUUCUCGGCUCCUGUAUCGAAUCCCGUGAAUGUGACCAGCUUUGCAAUGGUGUUGUCGGCAAUCGAAAAUAACAACACCUGGAACAAUCUAUUUGAGAGUGGUCCCCUCUCGUCCUCCUACAUCAAUGCCUCCUACGUGAGACCACCCAACUACACGGCGACAGGCGCUGCCGUGGCGUCGAGUCAGGACACCCAACCGGAGUAC
Messenger RNA from Mesocestoides corti, 383 nucleotides. The record is from the annotation of a GenBank genome assembly. NCBI's taxonomy places the organism in Eukaryota, Metazoa, Platyhelminthes, Cestoda, Cyclophyllidea, Mesocestoididae.